This is a messenger RNA of Eriocheir sinensis (Chinese mitten crab), 1088 nucleotides long. It is a transcript of the gene mRpS16, whose product is annotated as probable 28S ribosomal protein S16, mitochondrial. Gene Ontology annotation, molecular function: structural constituent of ribosome. Gene Ontology annotation, cellular component: ribosome; mitochondrial small ribosomal subunit. The transcript is spliced from 3 exons. The record is from RefSeq and is a predicted model, not a curated record. Gene Ontology annotation, biological process: mitochondrial translation. Bases 96 to 467 code for a protein of 123 amino acids. NCBI's taxonomy places the organism in Eukaryota, Metazoa, Arthropoda, Malacostraca, Decapoda, Varunidae.
GACUUGUUUGAUCAGCUGCUUUUACGGCAUAUUGUAAACACCCCGGUGCAGGGAGGAUACUUUCUUAUUUAAUUUAAUAGGAUUUUGGCUGCAAGAUGUUCCCUGCCUCCGGGGGUUUUAAGGCGGCGCCCAGGGCUACCAAGAUCAUUAGGUUUGCCUUGCACGGCUGCACCAACAGGCCCUUCUAUCACAUCGUUGUAAUGACGAAGAAAAGUCCUCGUCAGGGCCAUGUUAUAGAGCAGGUGGGCUCCUACGACCUGAUGCCGAAUGUCCACGGCGAGAAGCUGGUGGCCCUCAACACUGAACGUAUCACCCACUGGAUCGGCGAGGGGGCGCAGAUCACUGACGGUGUUGCUCAGCUGCUGGGUAUGUCUGGGCUGCUCCCCAUCCACCCUUCCUUCUACAUGAGGGCCUGGCGCAACAGACGCAAGGCCAGCGCUGAGGAGCAGGCUCAAGAAGGUUCAUAAAGCCAGGGUGCAGUGCAAAGCCGAGGGGGCUGUUUUUGUACAGAAAACUAAGAAAUCUUGUAAAAACAUGCAAUAUGUAGAUUGUACAGAUGUAUAUGUGUAGUGACAUUAUGGAGUAAAGUUGAGGGCAUGCGCUUCAACUGCACAGGACUUUGGUGCUCAUCUCUGUCACUUUGUCCUGUUAGAGUGUGGCUGGUAAUAACCCACAACCUCAGGACACAGGGCCAGUGUGACAUUUGGGUUACGACAGUUUAACCUCCCUGGGCACCCAUUUAUCGGCCAGCCCAAAAGGGAAAAUGAAUAAUUGGGUGGGCUGUGCAGUGACUGCCCAGGCUAGGGUGAAGUUUUUACUUUUGUCAGUGACCUGCAGUCCUCUUAUUCUUUUCCCUUCUCCUAGGAAUGGAGUUCAUCUCACAGCUAAGAAUGAAAAAUUUUGUAAAAAGGUUCUUAAUCAUAAUUACAACAAAUCUUUUAAGUCUGAGCUUUUUAACAUGAAGCAAUGUGUUACUUGCUUUGUGUGUUAGAUCUGGAAAAAGUCUUCUAAGUCUGAUGAUAAAAAAAGAUGCUCUAACUGUUAUACAUGGAAGACAUUUGUAUUAAAUAAAAGAAAAUAUUGUGAAA